Messenger RNA from Hypanus sabinus (Atlantic stingray), 3734 nucleotides. Its product is annotated as protein shisa-like-1. The record is from RefSeq and is a predicted model, not a curated record. Bases 580 to 1092 code for a protein of 170 amino acids. The transcript has 4 exons. Lineage: Eukaryota; Metazoa; Chordata; Chondrichthyes; Myliobatiformes; Dasyatidae.
AGAGAGACGGGAAGAGUUGUCAGGCUGAAGGGCGAGGGUGAACAAUCCGGCGGCACCGAGCACUUGUUCAAAGUCCGGCGGCACAGCAGCCGAGUGCAUCCACAGGGUCUGCGACUCGGGAGAAAUUGAAACAAAAUCCCCUCCAUCAAUUUUGUUAUUAAUUGAGUUGUACGGGACACAACUCCUUUAAACGAAUCCACAGGAGAUUCUGGAAGUCCAGCGUAACACAUACAAAAUGCUGGAGGAAUUCAGUAGGUCGGGCAGUGUCUUGUAAAGGGAUAAACAGUCGACAUUUCGACCUGACAUCCUUCAUCACGACCGGACAGAUAAUGUUAGCGCCCCCGGAGAAUGACUUUCAAUGUAUUUAAAAUUCUCUCUGACUCCGGACUACAGUCCCGAGGGGGUGCCGCACAGCCUGCCAGCCCUGUUUCGGGUUAAGCCGAUGCUCCUUUGCAAGAUCUCCAGUCACCUUGAAAUUUCUGACCCCCAAAUGCAAGGAAGUUUGGCGUUGGCGGUUGUUAGGGACGAGGAUUGGAAUACCGCCCCGGCAACUAAGAAAUCCUGCUGUCAUCCUUUGGGAUGACAAUUAGAGGAGCGGGGAAUCGUAGCUACAAACAGUCGCUCUUCCACCAGCUCCACGUUUUUCUGCUGCUCUCUGAGUUAUUGGCAACAGUUUCUGCCUCUAAGUUCAGGACCUGCGAGCCGUACUUGGAUGCUGUGGGACUAUAUCACCCUGGAUUCCACUGUCCACGCCUCAACGAUGACCAGAAGCAAACAUAUUGCUGCCGGCAGAGUAACCAGACCCUCAAGUACUGCUGUAACAAACCAGAGUUUCAGAGCACCAAGGGAGUCAACUUGACUGAGGCCACCAGGAGCCCUGUCAAGUACGGGCUGCUGGCUGCCGUUCUGGUCUAUGGUCUGGGAGUUAUCGCCCUUCUGCUGACCGACCUGCUGUAUUACUACUCGCUGAAUAGGGACGACCCCCGGCUGUGCCCAGCUCCCGCCUCUCUCUGCAGACGCCGUGGAAACAACGCUGAGGGAAGAUCACCUGCGCUGGGUGAAAAUUUGUCAUCGGGACAGUGUGCCCUUUGACAUUGCUGCUGGUGAAGGAUCCUUGCAUUGGUGGAUGUGAGAGCAGGUUGUAGGCCCCAAACUCGCAGGAGCACAGCCACUCUGCGGAACUCCUUGAAGGACAGGAUGAACCGUGGAAUCGAGGGGGUGCAGCAGCCUCUCUGUCUGGUCAAAUAAUAUGUCACGGCAAAAUCAUUUGAGGGUCAAAGGCUAACCAGGGCACCAUGAGAACUCACAGGUGCAAGAGAUUCUGUGGAUGUUGUGAAUCUGUAGCACUGCACACAACAUACAGGAGGGAUGCAGCAAGUCAGGCAAUAUCUGUGAAGAGAAAAACACAGUUGCUGUUUUGGGCUGAAACCCUUCAUCCUUCCAUAGAUGCUGCCUGUCUUGCUGAGUUCCUCCAGCAUGUUGUGUGUCUUCCCUAUGAGAACUCUGCUUUCAAAAGUAGCAUGUGGGAUCUGGUGCCAAGGUAUGCAGCAGUUCAGAAUCAGGUUUAUUAUCACUGACGUUUGUCAUGAAAUCUGUUGUUUUGUGACCGCAGCACAGUGCAAGAGAUAAAAGAGUUACUGUAAUUACGUCAAAAUAAUAAACAGUGCAGAAUUGUGAGGUUGUCUUCAUGAACCAUUCAGGAACCUGAUGGUGGAGGGAAGGAAGCUGUUCCUAAGCUAUUGAAUUUGUGUUUUCUGGCUUCUGUACCUCCUUCCCAGUUGUAGUCAUGCAAAGAGGGUGGGUCCUGAGUGGUGAAGGUCCUUAAUUAUGGAUGUCACCUUUCUGAAGAUGUCCUCAAUGGUAGGGAGAGUUGUGCUUAUGAUGGAGCUAGCUGAGUUUACAACCUCCUACAGCCUUUUUUGAUCCUGUGCAUUGGCACCUUGAUAUCUGUCUGUGAUGCAGCUGGUGGGAAUGCUCUCCAUGGUACAUCUGUAGAUACUUAAUGGAGUCUUUGAUGACAUACCAAAUCUGUGCUGGAGCACCAGCCUGGAUUCUGUGGUCAUGUCUGGAGUGGAUGUGAACACAGGAACUGUGUGUUUAAAAAGGAUGCUGCCUCCCUAACCUCUGACUGACCCUGUUAUACUCUUAGAGGAGAGUGGUAACCUUGGACAUUGCUGGUGUUGCUUUGACCCAACUCUAGUUGUCCUAUGGAUAGAGGUUAGCUACUCUGCUUAGUCAACAGCAUGACUUGAUUGUCUGAGUAAUGCUGAGGCUUUAUAAGCCAUUGGUUAGACCACUCUAGGAAUAUUGUGAGUAGUUUUGGGCUCCCUAUCUAAGGAAGGAUGUGCUGGCAUUAGAGAGGGACCGGAGGAGGUUUCAUUCCCGGGAAUGAAAGUGUUAAUAUAUGAGAAAUGUUUGAUGGCUCUGGGGCUGUACUUGCUGGAGUUUAGAAGAAUGGAGAGGGUGGAAUCUCAUUGAAACCUAUCGAAUAUUGAAAGGCCUCAGUAGAGGGAAUGUGGAGAGGAUGUUUCCUAUAAUGGGGGAGUGUAGGACCAGAAGACAAUGCUGACCCUUUAGAACAAAAUUGAGGAGAAAUAUCUUUAGCCAGACAGUAGUGAAUCUGUGGAAUUCAUUGCCAUAGAUGGCCAUGCAGGCCAAUUCAUUGAGUGUAUUUAAAGUGGAGGUUGAUAGGUUCUUGACUAGGAAGGACAUCAAAGAUUAUGGGGAGAAGGCAGGAGAAUUGGGCUGUGAGGGAUAAUAAAUCAGCCAUGAUUGAGUGACGGAACAGACUCAAUGGGUUGAAUGGUACAAUUUUGCCCCAAUGUUUUAUGGCCUUAUGGAGUAUACAUGAUGACAAAUAAUCCAGACCUUAGCCUUUUGAUCUGACAGUUCCCGUGUGCCUAUUUAUUCUGCUGUAGACAUUGGCCCUUGCACUCCAAUCACUCUUGAAGGGUUGACAGUUAUGUGAUAAUUUUUGGCAAACAGCACUCCUGAAUUACAGGCAGAAAAUCAGCAUUUAGGUGACAGGAAACUUGACUCCUGCCCAAUAUUCAACCCUCAACCAACAUUCCAAACAGACCGAUCUAAUGGCUCUCUGAGGCCAGUUUGUUUUCUUCCUUCUAGCACUGAUUAUAAUUCAGAAAUAUUUUACUGAUAUAAAGAUUGAGUGAGUUGAUGGACAAAUCUUCCCUUCAAGUAGAAAGACCAGCUUGUGUCACUGUUGGUUGGGGAAGGGUGGGAUUUGAAAAUAAUAUUGAUCAGGGCACGGGAUGUAUGUUGCUCCUCUUUGAGACCGGUAAGUCUGAAUUUCCCUCGGCGGGAGAUUCAGCCAACUGCCUCUGCGAUGAGAACUCGGUGCUAAAUUCACCAGUUCAUCGCCCAUGUGUGACAGACAAGCCAGCUCCUCAAAACUUAAUAAUGAUUUGGAGGUAGAGGUAUUGACAAUAGCAACAUUUAAAAAGUAUCCAGAUGAAUACAUGGAUGCGAGAGGUUCAUGGGCCAAAUGUGGGCAGAUAGGACUAGCUCACUGGGCAAUAAAAAGCAUCCGGAUGAAUACAUGGAUGACCAUGGAUGGGAGAGGUUUAUGGGCCAAACGUGGUCAGAUAGGACCAUCUCACUGGGCAAUACAGUUGGUGUGGAAGAGACGGGCUGUUUUUUUUGCUCUAUGCCUACAUGACAAUGUGGUACAAACUACUUAACUGUAUAUCUGUAAAUUAUAGAAUAAAACAUGAAUU